AAAAGAACUGACCACGCGCUCUCGCGGCGUCUCUCGUGGCGUUUCUUCACAACGGGUCAGUUCUGUCACGGCAGACAAAGUGUUCGCAUCGGAAGUGUUAAUCUUGUAACAAGAUUUUACUUUUGUUACAAAUAAUUUUAAUUAAAAUCCUAAUUUGCGAUUUAUAUGUUUUGUAAAUUAUUUUGCUAAAAUUUGAUUUCAUAGUAUACAAUAAACAUAUAUAUGAGAAUACAAUACAUAAUACAUUGUUCCAGAAAUGUACUUGAAAUUCGAGAUCUUGAAUGUACUCUAAAUUUAAUAUACGGUACACAAGUGUUCAAGCCUAAUCAAGAAACGUUUUGUGAGUUAAAAAAGUGCAGGUUAGGACAAUUGAAAAAUGCGGAAAACAACGAGAAGAAAGGCGUUCAGCGGUAAAGCAAAGAAACAGCAGCUGCAAGCUAAGAAACAAAGACAAAAUUCAGCAUUUAGUGAAAGUCACAGCGAUGAAGACAAAGAGUGUAGUAAUUUUGAGCAUAAUGCUCAAAUACAAAAAAUUAAUAAACAACCAAAAAAUGAUUCUUCCAGAAAUAGAUAUACUUUACAAUUCUUUCAAGAGAGUAAGGAAGAAUUAUUGAAACAAAAGAAACAAGCUAGAAAUACCAUUGAACCUUUAUCUCUCAGGGAUCAAGAAGUUUUAACUAAUUACUUUCCAUUUGAAAUUGACAUGCCGAAGAGACCACCAUGGGACUUCAACAUGUCGAAAGGACAGUUAGAAUUGAGAGAACAGAAAUAUUUUACUGAAUAUCUAAGAAACAUGGAAAAAUUAAGUACUGUCAGUUAUUUUGAAUUAAAUUUAGAGACUUGGAGACAAUUAUGGAGAGUUCUUGAAAUGUCUGAUAUUUUAUUAAUCAUUGUUGAUAUUAGAUACACUGUUUUAAUGUUCCCUUCAUAUUUAUAUGAAUAUAUAACAAAUGAAUUAAAAAAGGAUAUGAUUUUAGUAUUAAACAAAGUUGAUUUAGCUCCUCCAAGCUUAGUAAUAGCAUGGAAAGAAUAUUUUCAUAUUAUGUAUCCGAAGUUACAUAUUUUGAUGUUCACGUCAUAUCCUACUUAUAAUUUACAUGGAAAUGUCAACGAAACAGAGGGAAUAAAGCAAAGACGUAGGAAAGGAAAACUUAAAAUGGCUGCAGAAGGAGCUCAAAAACUGUUGAAUACUUGUAAAGAAAUUGUUGGAAAUAAUGUUGAUUUAAGUUCUUGGCAAGAUAAAAUUCAAGAAGAAAUGCAAAUGGAAUUUGAUUUAGACGACGUUGAUCAUAAAAAUAACAUUACUAUAGAGAAAGAAGAUACAAGUUAUUUCAAACAUGAACGCUAUAAAAAUGGAGUUUUAACUAUUGGAUGUAUUGGAAGUCCAAAUGUUGGUAAAUCGUCCUUAAUGAAUGCAUUAAUGGGGAAAAAAGUUGUUAGCGUGUCACGUACACCAGGACAUACUAAACAUUUUCAGACUAUAUAUCUUACGAAAACAGUCUGCCUCUGUGAUUGUCCAGGAUUGGUGUUUCCAUCUAUGGUACCUAAACAACUACAAAUUUUAAUGGGAUCUUUUCCAAUAGCCCAAGUCAGAGAACCAUAUAUGCCAAUUAAAUUUCUGGCAGAGAGAAUAAAUUUGCCAAAGAUACUUAAAUUACAACAUCCAGAUAAUGAUGAUACAUGGUCCGCUAUGGACAUUUGCGAUAGUUGGGCUUCUAAGCGAAAUUUUGUUACUGCACGAACCGCUAGACUUGAUUCUUACAGAGCAGCUAAUUCAUUAUUAAGAAUGGCGCUUGAAGGGAAAAUUUGUAUGUACAUAUAUCCUCCGGAUUGGACUAUCAAUAAAGAAAAGUGGGAGAAUCAUUCAGAAAUUGAAUUAGUUAGAUGGAUUCAGGCUAGGAAUAAAGAUGAAGAUGUUGACAGUGCGGAAAGAAUAUACGCUUCGUCCGAAGAUGAAAAUGUUGAAGAGGAAAGUUUAGAAACCCAAAAGCAUCAAAAGAAAAUAUCAAAAAUAACAUCCGACAGUUCUGAUGAUUCUAGUGAAACAACAAGCGAAGAAUCAAAAAUACCAUAUGUAGUCAACAAAUUUGAAGCAUUAUCAACAGAUAUGUAAGAAGUUUAAUCUUUAAGUUAGUCAGUUGUUAAUACUUUUUAUUCGUUUUUUGAUAUACAUCAUACAUCUAUCUUGAAUUAUCUAUUUACAACGAAAUAGAAUACAAUAUUUCUAACGAAAUAUUUAACAAGUAAAAAUAGUAUAUACUACAUAUAUAUAUAUGCAGUGUGUUCACGAUAUUAUUGGUCAAUAUUUUUCGCAUUAAUGAUAAAUUUUUGAAAGAAAUAAAAAAGAGAAAAGUUAUAACAUAAUAGCGUAUUUCAUUUUUUUAUAUUUAUGUUGUUAUGUAUAUGUUAUAUAUUAUGUUGUUCAAGAAAUGAAAGUGACCUUCGAUUUUCAAAUAGAAUGAUACAUUUUUAACUCUAUUAAUUGGUGCAGUCUGACGUUCUUCAGACACAACAUCGUGUUGUCUGUAAAAAAAUAUUACAACUUUUUUUCAAAAAUUUACCAUUGAGGAGAAAAACACUGGCCAAUAAUACUGUAAAUACGCUAUAUAUAUAUGUAUGUAUGUAUUAUUGUUCUGCAUCUAAUAAUUCCUAAUUAUUUAUUGUACUGCUCAUUAUAUAUACACAUUAGCUUUUAUUACUGUUUCGUUGGUCCACUAUACAGCGAUUAUUUAUUAGAAAGAUCUCUAGAAGCAUAAUUAAUUUUCAUUUUGAUAUUUAGAAUUGUUUGCGAAAGGAAAAGAUAUUCGAGUUGUUAGCUAAAAAUUCAUAG
Messenger RNA from Heterotrigona itama, 2830 nucleotides. NCBI's taxonomy places the organism in Eukaryota, Metazoa, Arthropoda, Insecta, Hymenoptera, Apidae. The record is from the annotation of a GenBank genome assembly.